UAAGCCAAAAGUACGAAGAGUAGAGCGUAACAUCUCUGCACAUAUCCCCAAGUGUUCAAAAGAUGAUGUUCUACGUUCACAAACAUAUCAGCAAUUUAUGCGUAAUAUGGAACAAAUAAUUGAGUUAUUGGAUGACACGGAAUCACCGAACUUCGAGUCUGAUGACGUUGAUGAAAAUAUAGAGUGCAUUUCGGCCAAAAUGUUAAAUACAAUGAGCAAUGACGUAGCAAAACUUAAGGCAAAAAAUGUUCUGGAUUUAAUACCAAAAAACAAGCUAACCUUAUUAAUAAACUAUGCUAUGCGUAAUGUUUAUUUAGCAAAAAAUUACUCUGCAGGUCCAGAUGAUGAAGAUGAAAUAUUUGACGAUGAAGUCAUGGAAAAAAUAUUGAAUGCAAUUGAGGCUUGUUUACUUAUUUGUAAUAUAUAUUCAACAGUGAAUGAUUUAAAAUUCCUGCAAGAAGACAAUAUAUCGCUUAUUAUCAAAUUCAUUCAAUUUCAAUUGAGGGAAACUAUUUUUCCGUCAUAUGAUUCCGUAUAUACUGUAAAAAGUAUGAAGAAAAACGACAAUAGAAAAAAAACAAAAACCCAUCAAAACCACAACCGAAACCUUCAUUUACUUUAUUCUAAAGUCGUUGAAUUAAUGAAAGUUUUUGUAAUGUUAUUUGACAAAUGCAUUUUUGUAGAUACUAUUGUAUUACCUCUAUCUACUCUUGCGAUUGAGCCAUUUUUUGUGGAUAACAUCGAUACAUUACAGUUUGUAUGUUUAGAGCUAGUUACAACGAUAUUUCGAAAGGAGCAUUAUGAUAAAAUUCGAAGCAGCAUACUAGGUGAUAUUUUAUCAUCUAUUGAUCGUUUACCAUCAUCGAAAAGAAACCUUCGUCCAUUUAAGUUAACUAAUAAUGGCGGGAACAUACAAAUGGUGACUGCCUUAGUUCUACAGCUAAUUCAAUGCGCUACAAUUUUACCCGAUUCAUUGUGCUCAAAUGAUAAUUUAAAGUCAGUAGAUUAUGAACAAAACGAUGUUUCAAAACCAAAAAAGCCAAAUGUUGAUGUUGUUGUUUUAAAAAAAUAUGAUGUAGCAAUAAGUAUUGGAGGAAAUUUUCUCACAACUUUUCUUAAUAAAUGUAAAUCUCGGUCAAACGAAACAGAUUUUAGACCACUAUUUGAGAAUUUUAUACAUGACUUACUGUCAACAGUAAAUAAGCCUGAAUGGCCAGCAUCUGAAUUGCUGCUUUCCCUACUUGGAACGAUGCUAGUACGAUAUGUUUCAGAUAAAACUAUAGAACAAAGUAUUCGUUUGGUAUCAUUAGAUUACUUGGGAAUUGUCGCAUCGCGAUUACGAAAAGAUACAGUCGAAUCUAGAUGUAAAGUUAACAUAAUCGACUCUAUGAUAAAAUCUAUAAAAGUCGAACAGGAAAGGGAAGGUGACCUACCAACGAUUAAUAACAAAAUAAAACUAGACCCCGAAGAAGAAAGAACAGAAUUUCUCCAAAAAAUUCUUUUAGAUUUUUUGGCAGUUAAUGCUCAAGAAGAGAAUUUAAUAUGGGAUUAUGCUCGACAUUUCUAUUUAGCUCAAUGGUAUAGAGAUAUUAUAUACCAACGACGAAGGGUUGCUGAUGGCGACAAACGAUAUGCCUCUAGAAAGAAAAGCAAUAUUCGACAAAAACAUCGAAAAG
Messenger RNA from Lucilia sericata (common green bottle fly), 1676 nucleotides. RefSeq names its product nipped-B protein-like. The record is from RefSeq and is a predicted model, not a curated record. The transcript is spliced from 5 exons. Gene Ontology annotation, biological process: establishment of protein localization to chromatin; replication-born double-strand break repair via sister chromatid exchange; establishment of mitotic sister chromatid cohesion. Gene Ontology annotation, cellular component: Scc2-Scc4 cohesin loading complex. The annotation marks the transcript as partial. Gene Ontology annotation, molecular function: chromatin binding. Lineage: Eukaryota; Metazoa; Arthropoda; Insecta; Diptera; Calliphoridae.